Molecule: messenger RNA, 540 nt
Organism: Sphenostylis stenocarpa
Lineage: Eukaryota; Viridiplantae; Streptophyta; Magnoliopsida; Fabales; Fabaceae
Source: the annotation of a GenBank genome assembly
AUGGCUGGUUCUUCAAGAGCUCUCUCUGCUUCGCUUUUCUUCUUUUUCCUUCUCCUCGGAUUCUCAGCAGCUAAGGAACUAUUGGUUGGAGGCAACAUUGAUGCUUGGAAGAUUCCAUCUUCUGAAGUAAAUUCCCUCAAUCAAUGGGCUGAAAAGUCUCGUUUCAGAGUUGGCGACUAUCUUGUAUGGAAAUAUGAGAGUGGGAAGGACUCAGUGUUGGAAGUAACAAGGGAGGAAUAUGCUAAUUGCAGCUCCUCCAACCCCAUCAAAGAGUACAGCGAUGGGAACACUAAGGUGAAGCUAGAUCGUCCUGGACCAUUCUACUUCAUCAGUGGACAAAAGGGGCACUGUGAGAAGGGGCAAAAGUUGAUUGUGGUUGUGAUCACUCCAAGGACCACAAUCCCUCCAAUUUCUCCUGCACCUUCUCCAGCAGAGUUUGAGGGUCCAGCUGUUGCUCCUACUAGUAGUGCUACAACGUUGCAAGUUGGUCUUGUAACUGCUCUGGGAGUGUUGGCUAUGUAUGGGGGUUUUCUCAUGUAA